UUUUUGUUUUCCCUAUGUCUUUAGUUUCUUUGAUCCAAAGGAAGAAAACCCAUUUGAAUCUAUAUUAAAAAGCAAAGAAAUUUGAGUUAAAAAAAAAAGGGUUUUGAUUUAGUUUUUCAUUUCGGUCCUUUUGAGGGAUUGUUUUUGGUUUUGAUUUUUUGAAAGUUCAAAAAAUGGCCAUACAAGCUCAGUUAUAUUCAGAUAAUAUUGGUUUCCCAUUAUGCAAUUCCUACGAUUAUAAUGGUGGCAAUGGUAAUGGUGGUUUCAAUUCAUUUCAUUUUGGUCCUCAAUGGAAACCACAGCUACAAUUUCAAGAACAGCUUCAAAAUCAUGAGAUUGACGAGUUCAUCAAAUCACAGGAUGAGAGAUUGAGAUUAUUAUUACAAGAACAAAGAAACCAACAAGUUUCAACCAUGGUGACAAAGCUUGAAUCCAAGGCAUCUUUUUUAGAAGAAGAGAUCACAAAGGCCAAAAACAGAACAAUGGAGCUUCAAAUUUUAAUGAAUAAGCUAGAAAUGGAGAACCAAACAUGGCAAAGAGUGGCACAAGAGAAUGAAGCCAUGGUUGUCUCUUUGAACAACAUGCUCCAACAAUUACAGCAGCAAUUAGACAAUGGUGUCGAUGAUGCAGGGUCUUGUUGUGAAGAAGCAGAGGAAAACAGAGGAUUUGGUGUCGUUGAAAGGACAAUGAUGGUGUGUAAAUGUUGUGAUUCUCGAAAUUCCUGCGUUUUGUUCCUUCCUUGCAGACAUCUUUGUACAUGUAAGGAUUGUGCAGCUUUUCUUGAUUGUUGCCCUGUUUGUAGAACAGUAAAGAAAGCUAGUAUUGAAGCUUUGGUUUCUUAGAUGCUUGAGCAGAAAAUUUUCUAGGAAAAUUGAAAAGGAAAAACAAUGAUGAUAUAAGACAAAAGGUAACCCAUGUUGAUGCUAGGCAUUAGAAUUUUUAUUUUAUUUUUUUGAAUUUUAGUUUUUUAGAUUGAAAUUUGUAUUUAAGUGGGGAAAAAAAUUAACUGAACAUAAAUUUCACAAGAAAAAAAAAUUAUUAUUAGGGUUAAUAUAAAAUUUAUACUUAAGUUUGA
This is a messenger RNA of Gossypium raimondii (Peruvian cotton), 1075 nucleotides long. Its product is annotated as E3 ubiquitin-protein ligase BOI. The transcript has 2 exons. Gene Ontology annotation, molecular function: ubiquitin-protein transferase activity. Lineage: Eukaryota; Viridiplantae; Streptophyta; Magnoliopsida; Malvales; Malvaceae. The record is from RefSeq and is a predicted model, not a curated record. The coding region runs from base 174 to 842 and encodes 222 amino acids.